Messenger RNA from Vigna angularis (adzuki bean), 708 nucleotides. RefSeq lists its product as uncharacterized. NCBI's taxonomy places the organism in Eukaryota, Viridiplantae, Streptophyta, Magnoliopsida, Fabales, Fabaceae. The coding region runs from base 291 to 608 and encodes 105 amino acids. The record is from RefSeq and is a predicted model, not a curated record. The transcript is spliced from 3 exons.
CUCUAUUCGUACAACGUCAUUUCGGAGUGCCAUCUGUAUCAUCACCCACGAAUCCACCCUGCCACGUGCACCCCACCUUCUCCCCUGCCACGUUGUUGCGUGCCGUCACAGUAGACCGCCAUCAAUGCCUCUCUUCCUCCACUAUAUAAUACACCCACCUCAACGUCCUUAGUUGUUUCCAUACUAACACCUACACCACCAUUAAGAAAGUAACAAGCUUUUCUCAUUUAACGAUCGGGUUUGCAUUUGGGUAUCAUUACUAUAAUAUAUCAGAGAAAAAGAACAAGAAAAUGGAGGCCCCCAUAUUACCCCUUGGAAGGACUUCGUCAAUCGAAAGGGAGCCCAGAACUCUCAAUAUCCACCAAAUUCAAUCGGCCAGGGAAUUGGCAGCAUAUAUAUUGAACACAAAGACCAUAGAAGAAGCUUCCAGAAUUUUCACGGAGGGGUUGCAACCAGUGGUGAGUGGCGCCUGCUGCUUAGGAUCCGGCACAACAAUGGACAUAGACAUAGAUUUGGGUGAAGAACUGGAACUGAUGAAUUCCAAAGACGCAACAACACAAGUAGCCCCAGAAGCAGCAUUCAGGGACAUAGCAUCAGCACCUUUCUAGAACAAUAAUUCAACAUGUGUUGCAUAUUAAUAUUUUUGUGCAAUAAUUGUAGAAUAUUGUACAUAUCCUGAGUUGAAGUUUUGGGUUCCCAACAAUUUCA